Messenger RNA from Fonsecaea pedrosoi CBS 271.37, 1695 nucleotides. RefSeq lists its product as uncharacterized. The record is from RefSeq and is a predicted model, not a curated record. Lineage: Eukaryota; Fungi; Ascomycota; Eurotiomycetes; Chaetothyriales; Herpotrichiellaceae. Bases 1 to 1695 code for a protein of 564 amino acids. The transcript has 3 exons.
AUGUCCCCCCGUCUGUCGACUCGCCUCAGUAUACGCUGGGUGCCUGGCGAGGCAUCAGAACCCACCGAUACCUUAAUCAUUGGAGUCGGCGGCUGGUAUGUCGACCUUCGCAUCACCAAGCUUGACGGGUCAAUCGACUGGGCAAUGGCUGGUGAAAGGCUCAUAUUGUCACAAGAGCCAUUAACCUGCAAAUGGACUCACUGGAUCGACUCGAGGGGAUAUACCGAGCCUGAUGUCGGCAGCUUCAAGCCUGCCUCUCAAUCAACGGACAGUAUCGAAACAGGCAGCAUGCUUCACCCAGAAACCAAUAUUAUGACACCAUACGAGGAAGUCUGGCGAACCCUCCCUGCAAUCUUCACGGAUCGUUUUCCUUCGGCCUGGAUACUGCGCAGCGUGGAUGGCAAGACUUUUCUAGGUCAGCUUGGGGGAGAUUUUCUAGCUUUGAAAGGUGGAAACGAAGGACCAGCCGGGAUGACGGGGUUCUGUGCCCGAAGAGAGGCUUGGGACGACGCGAAAGGUGACUGGAUCACAAAAUAUGAAACAGGAGACGAACAGAAUCUUCAAAAUCUUCCUAGAUUGGCCCAAGAGACGCAGAACAGAGCGGGCAAGGAGAUGGAAUGGGUGGAGGGCAGCAAGGAGGGCGAUACUGUAGACGUCUUUGGGGCACAAUACGUUCAAUCUCUUCGACAGUACACCUCGAAUAUUCUGUCUCUCGAAACGAUCCUCGAACAAUUAGACCUGGUAGAACAGCGAGAAACGCAGUCAAGCAUGCCAUUCAAGCCCCAAGACAUUCCCGACCUGUCGGGUCGAGUAUACUUUGUCACUGGAGGUACGGCUGGUCUGGGAGCGGGCUCCAUUUCCUUGCUUGCCGCGCACAACCCAGCACAUAUCUACUUUUCCGGGCGGAACAGCGAUAAGGCCAAACGGGUGAUUGAGAAGGUCCAGUCGCAGAACCCGGAUGUGCCCCUUACCUUCAUCGCCUGCGACCUGGCAGACAUGGCUUCGAUACGAAAGGCUGCCGAGCAAUUUCUCGCUCAAGAAUCGCGGUUGGACGUCCUCUUCGCCAAUGCGGGAGUCAUGGCUCUGCCUCCCAGCACGACGGCAGACGGGUAUGAGAUCCAGUUUGGUACCAACCACCUGGGCCACGCGAUGCUGAUCAAGUUGUUUCUUCCGUUGAUGCAGCGGACCUCGAAGAAUGUCCCCGGAGCGGACGUGCGGAUCGUCAGUUGCUCGUCGAUCGCGUACAAGCAAGCACCCAGAGAAGGGAUCGCUUUCGACACGCUGAAAACACCUCAGGAUGGAUUGGGCAGCCUCGUUCCCGGUGGGAAGUGGUGCCGCUACGGACAGAGCAAGCUGGCGAACCUGCUGUACGCGCGGGCAUUGGCGAAGAGGUACCCCGACAUCACCUCCGUCGCUAUUCACCCAGGUUACAUCAAAACGGAUAUCUUCACAGGAGUCUCAUUUAUGACCACCCUCCCUGUCCGCGUCUUGGCCGCAGGUAACUGGACGUCCGUCGAGGAAGGACCGUACAAUCAAACCUGGGCGGGGACCACUGCGAAGGACAACCUCGAGAACGGCGCGUACUAUGUCCCCGUCGCGACAAGGGGGGUAUUGGAAACGCCGGCGGCAAAGGACGAUGCACUGGCGGAUAAAUUGUGGGAGUGGACCGAGAAGGAGUUGGCUCUGUUUUUGUGA